AUUGGAGGUCGUGGAAGAACUAAUGGCUUCCCUCAACAGAAUGGUGAUGGUGAACCUAUCACAUUGUUUGAAGUGGUUAAAUUGGGCAAAAGUGCAAUGCAGGCAGUAGUGGAUGAUUGGAUUGAGUCCUAUAAACAGGACAGGGAUCUGGCUCUUCUGGAUCUAAUCAAUUUCUUCAUCCAGUGCUCAGGAUGUAAAGGGACUGUCCGAAUUGAGAUGUUCAGAAACAUGCAAAAUGCUGAAAUUAUCCGGAAAAUGACAGAAGAGUUUGAUGAGGACAGUGGAGACUAUCCCCUUACCAUGCCUGGACCUCAGUGGAAAAAAUUCCGGUCAAAUUUCUGUGAAUUUAUUGGUGUUUUAAUUCGGCAGUGCCAGUAUAGCAUAAUCUAUGAUGAAUACAUGAUGGACACUGUUAUUUCUCUUCUUACUGGUCUCUCAGACUCCCAGGUUCGAGCAUUCAGGCAUACUAGUACACUAGCUGCUAUGAAGCUUAUGACAGCACUUGUGAAUGUGGCCUUAAAUUUGAGUAUCCAUCAGGAUAACACACAAAGGCAGUAUGAAGCAGAACGGAACAAGAUGGCUGGAAAAAGAGCUAAUGAGCGACUGGAGUUGCUGCUACAGAAGAGGAAAGAGCUUCAAGAAAAUCAAGAUGAAAUUGAAAAUAUGAUGAACUCUAUUUUUAAGGGUAUAUUUGUACAUAGAUAUAGAGAUGCAAUAGCCGAGAUUAGAGCAAUUUGUAUUGAAGAAAUUGGAGUGUGGAUGAAAAUGUACAGUGAUGCCUUCCUAAAUGACAGUUAUCUGAAAUACGUGGGAUGGACGUUGCAUGAUCGACAAGGUGAAGUCCGACUUAAGUGUUUGAAAGCUCUACAGAGUCUUUACACCAACAGAGAGCUGUUUCCCAAACUGGAACUGUUCACAAACCGAUUCAAGGACCGUAUUGUGUCUAUGACACUAGAUAAAGAAUAUGAUGUAGCUGUGGAAGCUAUUCGAUUGGUUACGUUGAUUCUUCAAAGUGGAAGUGAAGAGUCAUUGUCCAGUGAAGACUGUGAAAAUGUUUAUCAUUUGGUUUACUCUGCUCACCGGCCUGUUGCUGUAGCAGCAGGAGAAUUCCUGCACAAAAAGUUAUUCAGCAGACAUGACCCACUAGCAGAAGAGGCACUGGCUAAAAGGAGAGGGCGUAAUAGUCCAAAUGGAAACUUGAUCAGAAUGUUGGUGCUCUUUUUCUUAGAAAGUGAGUUGCACGAACAUGCAGCUUACUUGGUAGACAGUCUGUGGGAGAGUUCACAGGAACUUUUGAAAGACUGGGAGUGUAUGACUGAAUUACUUCUUGAGGAGCCUGUCCAAGGAGAAGAAGUGAUGUCAGAGAGGCAGGAGACCGCCUUGAUUGAGCUUAUGGUCUGUACAAUUCGACAGGCUGCCGAAGCCCAUCCACCUGUUGGAAGAGGAACUGGGAAGAGAGUAUUAACAGCCAAAGAGCGAAAAACACAAAUAGAUGACAAAAAUAAGUUGACGGAACAUUUUAUUAUUGCACUGCCAAUGUUGUUGUCUAAGUACUCUGUGGAUGCCGAGAAGGUAGCUAACCUGUUGCAGAUACCUCAGUUUUUUGACUUGGAACUUUACAGUACAGCCAGAAUGGAAAAGCAUCUAGAUGGCUUACUAAAACAAAUCAAGUUUGUUGUGGAAAAGCAUAUUGAACAUGAUGUCUUGGAGGCAUGUAGUAAGACGUACAGCAUCCUGUGCAGUGAGGAGUAUACUAUCCAAAACAGAGUUGAUGUUGCACGAAGCCAGCUGAUUGAUGAACUGGUGGAUCGUUUUGGCCACGCUGUAGAGGAACUGUUACAGGAGGGAGAAGAAGCAGAUGAUGAUGACAUUUAUAAUGUGCUUUCUACUCUGAGAAGGUUAACAGCAUUUCAUAAUGCACACGAUCUUACUAAAUGGGAUCUAUUUGGGAACUGCUACAGGCUACUGAGGACAGGAAUUGAGCAUGGAUCGAUGCCAGAACAGAUUGCAGUUCAGGCUUUGCAGUGUUGUCAUUAUUCCAUUCUCUGGAUUUUGGUUAAAAGUGCAGAAGUCACCUCUUCCAAAGAAGAUUUGUUAGCCCUGAGGAAGACAGUGAAAACAUUUCUUGCUGUAUGUCAACAAUGCCUGUCCAACGUUAAUACACCUGUGAAAGAGCAGGCCUUCAUGUUGCUUUGUGACCUCUUGAUGAUCUUCAGCCAUCAGUUGACAGCUGGAGGCAGGGAUAGUCUACAGCCCUUGAUGUUUAACCCUGAUUGUAGUCUACAGACAGAACUUCUGAGUUUUGUGAUGGACCAUGUCUUCAUAGAUCAGGAUGAAGAAAACCAGAGCAUGGAAGGCGAUGAAGAAGAUGAAGCUAACAAGAUAGAGGCCUUACAUAAAAGGAGAAACUUGCUUGCAGCUUUUUGCAAGUUGAUAAUUUAUGAUAUUGUAGAUAUGCAUGCAGCAGCCGAUAUUUUCAAGCACUAUAUGAAGUAUUACAAUGAUUAUGGUGAUAUCAUCAAAGAGACUUUGAGUAAAACAAGACAGAUUGACAAGAUCCAGUGUGCAAAGACCCUUAUUCUCAGUUUACAGCAGUUGUUCAAUGAAUUAGUUCAAGAACAAGGUCCAAACCUUGACAGAACAUCUGCACAUGUCAGUGGAAUCAAAGAACUUGCUCGCAGAUUUGCUUUAACCUUUGGCCUGGAUCAAAUCAAAACAAGAGAAGCUGUUGCCACAUUGCACAAGGAUGGUAUAGAGUUUGCCUUCAAGAUCCCAAAUUCCAAAGGAUCGGAAUAUCCCCCUCCUAAUCUUGCUUUUCUUGAAGUUCUGAGCGAAUUUUCUUCCAAACUUCUACGUCAGGACAAGAAGACAGUACAUACAUACCUUGAAAAGUUUAUGACUGAACAGAUGAUGGAAAGGAGGGAAGAUGUUUGGCUUCCUCUCAUCUCGUAUCGGAAUUCCUUGCUUACUGGUGGGGAUGAUGACAGGAUGUCAAUUAUUAGUGGAGGUAGCAGCAGUAAAGUGUCAUCAAUUCGCAGUAAAAAAGGACGACCGCCACUGUACAGAAAAAGGAUAGAUGAAGAAAAUGUUGAUGGAUCUUGGAUAAAUCGAAAUGAUAGUAUCCAAACACCUGGACCUUUGCAAACUCCUCAGCUUACCUCUACAGUGCUACGUGAAAACCAAAGGCCAGCAGGAGAACAGAUGCAAGAACAAGAGUCAGAGUUGUCAUCAGAGUCAGACUUCAUGCACAAUCCUCAAAUGCAGAUGUCAUGGCUAGGCCAACAGAAGCUAGAUGAUGUGAAUCGGAAAGAUCGAGUGGGAAUUAACUAUAUGAAAGUUCGCGCUGGUGUCCGGCAAGCAGUCCGUGGUCUAAUGGAAGAUGAUGCUGAGCCUAUAUUUGAAGAUGUGAUGAUGUCAUCACGAGGGCAGCUUGAAGAUAUGAAUGAAGAAUUUGAAGACACAAUGGUCAUUGAUCUGCCUCCAUCAAGAAAUAGACGUGAACGAGCUGAACUAAGGCCGGACUUUUUUGAUUCUGCAGCUAUAAUAGAAGAUGAUUCGGGAUUUGGAAUGCCUAUGUUUUGAGACACUUGGCACACUUUUCCUUAUAGCACUCUAAAAGACUAUAGAGACAGAGGCCUGUAUACUGUGAUGGCUUAUUUUAAAGAACAUUUUCAAAGUGAUCCUUUUUCCUGUCUUGGCAAAAGAGGUGGAGUUCUUUUCUGACAUAGCUUCACCAGAAAAUGGGAAAGUCUGUCAUGGAGUUCUGCUGAACUGAACAAAUCAGCAUUGAUGCCUCAUCUGGUGCAUUCCAGAAUGACUGGUUCAAGAGUUCUGUCUCCAAACCGGGAUGUACUGAUGCUGGGCACAUUUCCAUAUGAUGUCAAGAUGAAUAAUGUUAAGUUAGAUAUUUUAUGAAAACACACUUGGAGUGAACCCUUUUUAAUCUUAUUUUUCUGCUGUACAGUUGAAACAUUUUAACAUUUUGCUUUUAUGUUUCAAAGCUAACCAUUUUCAGGCAGUGCCUGGUAACAGCUAGCAGAGGUGGAUCUCAAACUGUAAACAAACCAUGUGUUAAAAAAACACAAUGGACCUGGUUGAAGACUUGGUACGCAUAUAUCCAGUAGGAAGGGAAAGAAUGUAAACACUUGUACAGAUCAUGUGGGAACUCUUAAAAAACACAUUUAGAUGCAUAUCGCAGUGGGUUUGUGUUUUCCUUGAAAGCAAACAACCUGGUUUCUAUUCAGGUUGGGUUAAUUAUCAAACCUUGUAUUUCUAGCCUCUGGUAGACAGAUACAUUUAAUACUGUCACAUCAGAGCAUGAAAUCAUAACUGCAUAAGCAACUAUUGUAACAACUGCAAUGCGGGGUCUGUUUUGUACAGUGUACUACUAGAAUUAUUUGCUGUUCUUUUGUAUUCAGUCGCAGUCUCUGCACAGCAGCCACUAAAACCAGCAAAAUAUAUAACUUUGUUGCAGAUACUGUAACUGACAAGGUGCUUUGCAGCAGGUCAUGUUGCUCAGCUUUACCUGAUUAUUUCACACUCUUUGAGACCAUUUAAAUGCAUUUUUAACUGUUAAAUUUAAUUAAAUUGAUAAUGAAACUUAAAGAGCUAAAGACAUGGUAUCAGUCACCUGUUUUCCACAACAGUUUACUGUGCUAAAUAUGCCAUUUUGCAUGUUUCACAGUUUGUUAGGGUGUUUGCUUUUUGAAGUCUGUACUUUUUGACAGUGGACUUGUAAAACUGAAUCCUUGAUCACAGCUACAUUUUCUGUGGUAUUUAAAAGUGCAUAUUUUGAAAGUGUGUGGAAUUGUCAAAGAACAGAAAAAAAUUCUUCAGUUGCUUUGUAAAGACUACCUUAUUUAUGUCUUAAAUCAGUUUUCAUUCUGCUUUUCUCAUUUUAUUUUCUUCUAACUGUGCCCAUCUGCUGCUAUGAUAAACAUGGGUAACUUAGUGCUUACCUUUGUCUGUUGUUCAAAUUUUAAUAUAUUAGAAAAAAAUAUUCCACUACAGACUGACCUAAUUCCAGCAGAGCAGCAUUUUAUUAAUACUGCAAUAGGUGCUGCAUAUAUCCGAGGUUGUCAUUUUUAUAAGAUUAUAAGGUGUUUGGAGUAGCUGAUGAAAAAGAAAUCCAGUGGGUUAUUUUCACCCUUUUAAGAGUUUUUAUUAUGAGCUUUUAAAUCAGUGCAUUUUAUUAAAGUUUAUACAGCUCUUCUCAACAGACCUGUUGCCAAAUAUAUUUGACCUGGUAAUUCAACCAUUGCCUAAGUGUAAUUUUCAGUAUUGUAAAGACUUCGGUGAAGUUCUGUACAUUGAAUUUGGUUUCAGUUUAUCCCAUUAGAACGGGUUGCAUCUGUGGACCUAGUAGCAUAGUGGAUAUGCUACUGCAUGGUUUUUCACUCAUGGUCGCAUAAAACUUGCUUCACAGCUUUCUGUGUGGAAACAGAUCCCCAGUUUGGCAUUGUAGAUUAAUACAUAUCAAAGUUUUCUUAUCCAGGUACCUCUCUGAUGGGUUUCCAGUUCAGUUUGAAGUCAAUAGGUUUUGUAUUUUGAGUGUCUCCUUGAUUGGUUUUUGCUAGUAAUUCUGUAAAUUGUACAUUUAUGAUAUGAGAUUUUUUUCUUUUUGUACAAUUUAAAGCUGAUGCUUCACUUUUCCUUUAAUAAACUAUUCAAAAAUGUGUUUUGCCUAGAUUAAACUUUUCUGACAUUUUCUUCUCUGGGGUUGACCUGUUUAUCAUGACACAUUGCUCAUUGUUUAAUUAGAUGGGGAAUGAUAGCCAUUCUUAACAGAUUUUGUAACCAGUUGUUAAACAUAUGUUAAAGGUAUGUUGGGGAUAAAAAUGUGUGCUUUCCAUUUUGGUUACUUACUUGGAUUAUUUGUUCAGUCCAUUUUGAGCAUACUUUUCCUUUAAUGUGUGUGUAUCCAUUUUGUGUUCAGCUUUUUUACAAGGUACUUUAGAGUAUCUAUGGCCCUAGCCUGACAUAUGGCAUGUAUGCCAAGGCACACAAUUUUCUUAUUAACUUGUCUUUAUAACUCCAAGAAUAUCUUUGCUCCACAAUUUCUGUGGGCCUCUUAAAAGAUUAAUAUCCCUGCUCCAUUGCCAGACUGCCUUCUGUUAUGUGCUGUUCAGUUGUUUGUGUUUUUAAGCUGCCAAAGUAAAUUAAAAUAUUUUUGUACCAGCCAGUGAGAAAUGAA
Messenger RNA from Protopterus annectens (West African lungfish), 6193 nucleotides. It is a transcript of the gene STAG1, whose product is annotated as stromal antigen 1. Gene Ontology annotation, molecular function: chromatin binding. Gene Ontology annotation, biological process: sister chromatid cohesion. Gene Ontology annotation, cellular component: chromatin; cohesin complex; nucleus. The record is from RefSeq and is a predicted model, not a curated record. The transcript is spliced from 31 exons. Lineage: Eukaryota; Metazoa; Chordata; Ceratodontiformes; Protopteridae. The coding region runs from base 97 to 3582 and encodes 1161 amino acids.